AUGGGUGACGAUGAUUGCAUUGUUGCCACGCCAGCCCUGCCGGCCGGCGAAGGCAGCCGGCAGCAGCACAACCAGCAGAACAACAAGCGCAAGGCCGACCAGCCGGCCCAGUGCUAUGACAACCGGCUCGUCGCGGCCGCCGAGCAAGCGCCCGCGGCCGACCCGGCCGCCAAACGUCGGCAGACCGGCAAUACGGCGUGGCAGCCCGCCAUGAGUUUCGAGGAGAUUCUCGAUGCUCCCUGCAAGCAUCACAGCGGCGCGAGGCCAUCCACGCACACGCUUUGGCAGUGCGCCAUCACCAAGCGCAUCAUGAGGGGCGACAUUCCGCCUCCUCCGGCCCCGGCUCCGGCAGUGGGGCAGCCGCCUCCGCCUCCUCCACCGCCCCCGGCUGGCGGCGCGAUGCGCGAUGACAUCUACCCGGCCCAGAAUGCGACCUACGUCAUCUUCACAAGCCUUGGUGACGACAACCGUAGCGAGCACCUGCUCCAUUAG
Messenger RNA from Aegilops tauschii subsp. strangulata, 492 nucleotides. Lineage: Eukaryota; Viridiplantae; Streptophyta; Magnoliopsida; Poales; Poaceae. The record is from RefSeq and is a predicted model, not a curated record.